AUGUUGUCCAUAUAUCAAGCAGCAUAUGAGGGAAAGCUAUUCAUCGUUCAACAAAUGCUCGAGAAGGAAGAAGGUUUAAUCAACUCCUUUGAUGAGGAUGGACGUAAUGCUCUUCAUUGGGCAGCUUCAGGAGGGCAUGCAGACAUCGCAGAUUAUUUAAUCAAGAAGGGAGCCGUUGUAAACAGCCAAGAUAAAGAGGCGGGAUGGACACCAUUGAUGAUUGCUGUGUCUGCCGGUCAUUUGGAAGUUGUCAAAUUGCUAUUGCAAAAUGGGGCAGAUCCAUCGUUGGAGAAUGAGACAAAGCAAUCUGUAUUGCAUUACGCUGCAUCCAAGAACAGAAUUGAGAUUGCCAGAUUGUUGAUUGAACAUCAAGCGCCCGUGAAUCAAUUGAACAGAUACAAGCAAACUCCGUUGCAUCGUGCUGCCUGCGGAGGAUACAUAAAGAUUAUUCAACUAUUAUUAGAUGCGAAAUCAAGAGUUAACCCUAAAGAUUCUCAAGGCAAUACACCUUUGCACAAUGCAUGUGAGGAAGGACACGGUGAUUGCGCGUUACUUUUGAUCGAACAUAAUGGCAAUCUGGAUACUCUCAACGCAGAUGGCAAAUCACCUAUUGAACUGUGUCCAACAAACCAAGUUAAAUCUUUCAUUUUGAACGCUGUACAAGACUAA
Messenger RNA from Mucor velutinosus, 669 nucleotides. RefSeq lists its product as uncharacterized. The record is from RefSeq and is a predicted model, not a curated record. The transcript is spliced from 7 exons. The coding region runs from base 1 to 669 and encodes 222 amino acids. Gene Ontology annotation, molecular function: protein binding. Lineage: Eukaryota; Fungi; Mucoromycota; Mucoromycetes; Mucorales; Mucoraceae.